AUGCGCUCUAACGGCGCGGGACACUUGGGGAAUGACACGUUUAUGGCUGUCACGCGCGACAACACCGACAACAUGUUUCUUGUCACGAGCAAACUGACGGAGGAGCGCGUCACGCCGUACCCGUUGGCGCGUCGCGUGCGCUUCAUCCCACACAGUGACACCGCCUCCGCACCGGCGUCCUCAUGCGGGCAGGCGGCGGAGAGUGGCGCAGCGGCGUCGGACGGCCCUCAACAAGACGUACGGCACAGCCUUCACCCCUCACUUGACGGAAAGCUGGUGGCCGCGAUCAGCACAGGCCGGUGGAGGCACUACCUGGUCGACGUGCUGAGCGCCCGAGUCUGCGAGUUCCAGACGGUGGCGCCCGUGAUGGGCGUGGCGUGGCACCCGACAAGCCCCCGGCGUCUCAUGCUUCUCCUGGCGACAGGGACGCUCCUCCUGUUCCGCGCCGACACCGUCGCGCUGGGGGUUGUCUUCCAAGACAGGCAGGAGGUGCCGCUCCAUGAGAUUAUUACGGAGCACAAGCGCUGUAUCCUUAACGGCGACGGCGCUGUGGCAAUGGACCAGCUGGAGGAACCGCGCGGGCGCAAGCGUGAGCCGAUAACUGCAACAGCAAGCCACAUGGCACUCGAGCACGAGGCUCCGGCCGGAAUUACGCACGGUGCGACAACACCGCCAGCAGCGGCGCUAACGGUGUCGGUCUCAUCAUCGCCAGAAGCAUCAACGCGAUCUAUCGCCUCCGCAAGCAACUCAUCCCUGGAGAGGAGCACGGCGGAGGAGGCAACCGAGGUAGAGGAAGCAAUGGAGGAGGGGGAAGAAGAGACAGAGGAAGCGGGAGAAGAGGCACGGCCGGUCAUCACACGUGAAGCAGCGGAGACAGCAGUGUCGGCGGAGUUUGAUUCGACGAUGGGCGGAAACGAUGGUCCCAGUUUGCCGCUUGGGAUGUGCGUCGUCCCUGCGUCCCUGAGUCUCCCGGAAAUGCUGCUGGUGCUUACCCGCGGUGGGGACAUAUUUUCCAUAAAAAUUAACAAAGAUGGUCUGCCGACGUUCUUGGUGGAGGAAUACGACGGCUGUGUCGAGACUCUUCUGCGUAGAGGGCACAGACGGCAAGGCGACGCCUCGCUGCCUCCGUGUGUGCAUUACUUGUUGCGUGGCGGCUCCGCUGUCGCCGGGUACGCGGAGGAGCCUCUGGCCAUUGGCUCAACUCUGCUCGACGCAGACGUGGGGCUUCACGUUGUGUUUGUGAUGUACAACACCGGCGUGCUCCGCGGGGGAAGGUUCACUGAGCCGGAUCUGCUCUGCCGCGAUCUCAUGCGGCAGCAGUUGGACUUCGCAAUACACCUCGGCGCCGCCUUUUCGCCCGCCGCAUCGCCGCCGAGUACGCUCUCCCUGACGCGCCUUGCCGGCCUACACACGUGCGGGAACGCAACCCUCAUCCGCUACAAUGACUCCGCAUAUCUAUGCGUGUGGCCAACCUGGUCGCGCAAGGCCGCCGGCUGGGUGUACCGCGACGUCGGCGAAGACGGAUGCCAGCGGCUGCCGCUUGUCAGCCAAGGCGCCGUCGCACCGGAGCCUGUGGCUCUGCGCCUCCCGUAUGACGUGGCCGGGGCAAGUGUCGCUGUUGGCGUCAACGAAGUUCUCAUCUUCCCGGAGGCCGCCGCCGCCGCCGUCCCUCUGAAGCAGCCGCAAUGUCCGCGCUCAACGGUGGUCACUGCGAAGAUAGCCAACCUGGUGCUGGCGGCAAUUUACGCCGCCAACGAAAAGUACAAACUGAGGUUUGACGACAACGCAAGCAACGCUAGUGAGGGCCGGGAUGCACCGGUGGAGAACGCGGAGCGUGGGAGCCUGGAGCGGCUCCUGGAACUCACGGCAGAGGGUUAUAAGCGGUGGCUGUGCGGCUAUCCGCAGGAAGCCAAGGACAGCAUCGCUGUUGAUUUGGCUAAGGGCGUGCAGGCCGCCCAUGGAGAGUUGAUGGCUCGUCAAAAUGCAAUACAGAAGCGGGAGGGAGACCUCGCCGCGCGUGUGCAGCGACUGUUGCAGCGGCAGCACGAGCACUCACAGAGUGUUGUUCACUCGCAGGGCAUCAUUCGGGACGCGGUGGUGCACCGAUGUGGGGUGGACGUCUUCUACUCAGCGAACGAGGCCCUAGGAAAGACCCACAGGCUCCUAAAUGAGCUGGAGUCGCUCGCGGCUCAGCGAAGUGACGCCAAACGGGGGGGCGGGAGCGUCUUCGUUGGAACAAGUGAGGGUACAUGA
Molecule: messenger RNA, 2253 nt
Organism: Trypanosoma conorhini
Lineage: Eukaryota; Euglenozoa; Kinetoplastea; Trypanosomatida; Trypanosomatidae
Exons: 1
Coding region: 1-2253 (750 amino acids)
Source: RefSeq, a predicted model, not a curated record